AUGAGCAAGAAUUUUGAUGUUAUAACUUGUGAAUCGUGUAAAGCAUUCUUUAGACGCUAUGCACUUAAGAAUAAGCAACUAAUGAGAAGCGAUGAGGAAAAUGAAAAACGAAGGAAAACUAUUCGGGAAAAUAAGUUAAAACGUGAAAAAUGUGAUAUUUUAGCCGAUUCUUCGGUCACUUCUAUUGUAUUAUCAAAUGAUUUGAUGACUAUUUUUAAUGAAAACAAAGAGAAAGACAUUUUGGAUGAAAUACUCGACAAUACAAUUGACAUCAAUUUGGAUGAGAUUAACGAAGAGAUCACAAACAUUGAUACCUCUAUUACACACAUUGAAAUAAAUAAGGAUUUAGAGGCAAUCAAACAUUUUAAAGGCAAAUACAAAAACACGGCAAUUGUUCCCAUGUUUAGGGAAAUCACGGAUUAUAACGGUUUGAAUGAAUUGGAAACCAACCGGUUGUCGGAGCUGUCGAGCGCUGCCGUUGACGAUGCGAAUUUUGUCCAGGCCAAUAUUAGUGUAUUUGGACCUAAUAAUCUAGAUGAAUGGGAUUAUAAUGAUUCAACCGCUAUUAACCUGUUAACAGCGAUCAUACUUUAUAACCCGAAUCGACCGAAUCUAACGCAUAAACACAAUGUUAAACUCGAACAACAACUGUAUAUAUAUUUACUGCAAAGAUAUCUAUUAUUGAAAUAUCGGUCAGAAUCGGAAUCGAGAGUAGGGCUCCCGGAAUACAGGACCAGGAAUUUUGCUGUUAUAACGUGUGAGUCAUGUAAGGCAUUCUUUAGACGCUAUGGUGCAAAGAAUAAGCCAUUGUAUUGUCCGUCAAAUAACAAAUGCAUUAUAAAUCUAUUGACGAGAAAAAUAUGCAAAAAAUGUCGACUCGAGAAGUGUUUUGCGGUCGGAAUGAGAAAAGAAUUUAUCAGAAAUGAUGUCGAAAAUGAGAUGAGAAGGAAAGCGAUGCGAGAAAAUAAAUUAAAACGAGAAAAAUGUGAUAAUUUGGUCAAUACAUCCAUUGCUUCGGUCACUUCUUGUACCGAUUUUUCAAAUGAUUUAAUUAUUUUCGAUGAAAACACAGAGAAAGACAUUUUGGAUGAAUUGCUCGACAAUUCAAUUGACAUCAAUUUGGAUGAGAUUAAUGAUGAGAUGACAAACAUUGAAACCUCUAUUACAGAUAUUACUAUAGAUAAGGAUUUACUUUUAAUCCCAGAUUUCAAAGAGAAAUGCAAAAACACGGCAAUUGUUCCAAUCUUUAGGGAAAUCACGGAUUAUAACGGUUUGAAUGCAUUGGAAAACAACCGGUUGUCGGAGCUGUCGAGCGCUGCCGUUGUGUUUAACUAUAAAAUAUCUAAUAAUAUAAUACAAGUGAAUAAUUUAGAGGAAAUGCUAAGAAUCUGUGGCCGUAGACAAGACGAUUCCCUAAAGGACAUGGUCACUUUUACAAAAUGUUUAUCUGGCUAUAAUAGGAUAUGCGCUGAGGAUAGGGUGGCGCUAAUGAAGUACGGCUUUAAUCAAUUGCUGUCAAUACGGAUCCUAAAGUAUUACAACAAAACGACCGGUAAUUUCUACAUACCUUUUGACGAGAGAUAUACUGUCCAGGCCAAUUUUAAUGUAUUUCCACAGAAUGAUUCUAAUUAUACCCUUCAUACAUUUAAGCCGAUAUUAAACACGUUGGUUGAUGAGUGGAAUUACAGUGAUUCUAUUGCAGUUAACCUGUUAACAGCAAUAGCUUUCUAUAACCCGAAUCGACCGAAUCUAAUACAUAGACACAGUGUUAAACGCUAUGGACUUAAGAAUAAGCCAUUGAAUUGUCCAUCAAAUGGUAAUUGCAUUAUAAGUCUAUUGACGAGAAAAUUAUGCCAGAAGUGUCGACUCGAGAAGUGUUUCGCAGUCGGAAUGAGAAAAGAAUUUAUCAGAAGUGAUGAGCAAAACGAGAAGAGGAAGAAAGCAAUGCGAGAAAAUAGACUAAUUCAAGGAAAUUGUGAUAAUUUGCUCAAUACAUGCAUUUCGUCGGUCUCUUCUUCUGAUGACUCUUUAAAUGAUUUAAUUAUUUUCGACGAAAACAAUGAAAAAGACAUUUUGGAUGAAAUACUCGACAAUACAAUUGAUAUUAAUUUUGAUGAGAUUACAGAAAUUGUCAAUAGUAUUACAAACAUUACAUUAGAUAAGGAUUUAACGUCUAUAGCGAAAGGAAAACAAAAAUGCAAAAACACGGCAAUUGUUCCCAUGUUUAGAGAAAUCACGGAUUAUAACGGUUUGAAUGAAUUGGAAAGCAAUAGGAUAUCGGAGCUGAUGAGCGCUGCCGUUGUGUUUAACUACAAAAUGUCUAAUAAUAUACGACAAGUGAAUAGUUUAGAGGAAAUGCUAAGGACUUGUGGCCCGAGUCAGGACAGAUCAGUGAUGGAUAUAAUUAAUUUCGCUAAAUCUCUGUCUACUUUCAAUACGAUAUGCUCUGAGGAUAAGGUGGUGCUAAUGAAGUACGGCUACAAUGAGUUGCUGUCAAUCCGGACCAUAAAGUUUUACGACAAAUACAAUGAAAAUUUCUACAUACCUUUGGUGAGCAAAAACAACGCUACAUUAAAUUGCUGA
Medioppia subpectinata is the source of this 2583-nucleotide messenger RNA. The record is from the annotation of a GenBank genome assembly. Lineage: Eukaryota; Metazoa; Arthropoda; Arachnida; Sarcoptiformes; Oppiidae.